Molecule: messenger RNA, 1773 nt
Organism: Papilio xuthus (Asian swallowtail)
Lineage: Eukaryota; Metazoa; Arthropoda; Insecta; Lepidoptera; Papilionidae
Product: gastrula zinc finger protein XlCGF26.1
Exons: 6
Coding region: 189-1424 (411 amino acids)
Biological process (GO): regulation of transcription by RNA polymerase II
Molecular function (GO): DNA-binding transcription factor activity, RNA polymerase II-specific; RNA polymerase II cis-regulatory region sequence-specific DNA binding
Source: RefSeq, a predicted model, not a curated record
AUUCUUGUUGUGUUUUUAAGAAAUCUUUCAUAUUUUUCAUUUUCUGAUUGAGACUUUAUUGAUCGAGCGAUUAAAAAUAAAGUGUCAAUUUGACAUUUUGUGAUUCACCAUAGUUUUUACUUUUUUCUUUUUUUAAACGAUUCUAUUUUUUUAAUUAAAAAAAACAAACGCCUCUCUAUUGUCUGACGAUGGCUACUCCAGUUAGAACAGUAAACAUUGUGCCAUUGCCUAAAGUUAAGAAAGAAAUAUCGGAAGAUGAAGAUGAAGACACAGUGUCGUGUAAAAUAUGCUACAAGCACUUUGUAAGCGAAUUAGCUUUGAGAAAUCAUGCACGUAUGGAACACACUGAAAUAUACAUUAACGGUGAUCCAGCGUUAUGGACUAAAGUUGUUACUAAGAAGCCAUCAGUACCUAAAAUAGAAGAAGAUAAAAGUGUAGAAGAGAAGACAAGAGAACUAAUAGCUUCUAUGACUCCAACAAGUAUAACAAAGUUGGCGUCAGAAGAUGUUAGCUAUAUUAUAGUUAAAUCUGAAGAUACAACGGAAAGACCACAAAUAAAAAAGAAGAAAGUGGAAAAAAUUGACAAAGAUAAAAUAGAGAGGCAAAAAGUUAUGACUCCGAAGAAAGAAAGAGAUCCGCAGCCUAUUACCGGUCCAUUUGAAUGUCUGCAACCAUCAACCCUGGUGGCUGAAGGUACAUGUCACCAGAUAUUCUUCUCGUGCUGUGACUAUUCAGUUCACUUUAGAGAUGAACAUACUCGGAGAAGAAAAGGUCUCCGUUGUCAAGUAUGUGAGAAGCCAUUGAAUGCGGUAGCUGAUCCUCAAGCUAUAUACAGUUGUGGGGUAUGUGGUAGUGGUUUUCAAAGUAAUAAAGAAUUAUCAGAGCAUAGUAGUCAAGCUCAUGUUAAGUUAAAACCGUUUGAAUGUACAAUAUGUCAUAAGAGAUUCACCCAACAAGGUGGAUUACAGCAACAUACACGUAUGCACACGGGAUACAGACCAUUUUCAUGUACGAUAUGUUCAAAGACAUUCACACAGAAAUCAGGUUUACAGCAACAUUUUAGGAUACACACAAAAGUGAGGCCGUACAGAUGUGUUAUAUGUAAUAAAUCGUUUUGUCAAUCUGUACAUCUGAAACAACAUAUGAGGACACACACAAAUGUAUCACCGUUCCAAUGUGGCAUUUGUGAUAAAAGAUUUAAACAGAGUAGUCAUUUGAAUUAUCAUUUGAAAUAUCAUAAUCCGGCAACUUUGUCUGAUGAACAGAAGAAGAAGUAUGAUGAGUUGGUCGGCUUGAUUGGGAGUAAUCCCGUAGAGUUGUGUGAGCCACAGUUGGGUGAUGAUAAGGUUGAAUCACAAGGUGAUGAAUGGUGUGUUACUUUUGUUGAUACGAAUAAUAUUAGUGAAGAUAGUAGUUUGACUUAGUAUGGUAUUUUAAUCGAGUAACUGAGUUUCUGAGACCGGUCUCAGUUUGAAAUAUACGUAUUUGGGUUUCGGAAACUCAUGUUUAUUGAUUUUUAAUACAACUAAAGGAUAUGUAAUUUAAAUUUGAAGAGCAUUUUUUUAAUCGACUAACAGUGAGUUUCAGAAGCCGGUUAAAAACAUAUUGUUGAGACAAAGAUGAUGAGUUUUGUACAGAUUUGGGUUUUAGAAACCCAUGGUAAUUUGUUUUUAACACAACUUAGGAAGAUUACUUAUAUGUAUUAAUUCAGUUUUUUUUUAUGUCUUAGUAAGGGUUUUUUAAUACAAUUAAAAAAGUGUAGGGUGUCAUUUG